Messenger RNA from Anopheles aquasalis, 1573 nucleotides. RefSeq names its product probable cytochrome P450 6a14. Lineage: Eukaryota; Metazoa; Arthropoda; Insecta; Diptera; Culicidae. Gene Ontology annotation, molecular function: iron ion binding; monooxygenase activity; oxidoreductase activity, acting on paired donors, with incorporation or reduction of molecular oxygen. The record is from RefSeq and is a predicted model, not a curated record.
GGCUCAAGUUUGGCACCCGAAAAAAGGGACACUCGAGAGAUGGAGCUGAUCAAUCUGGUGCUAGCGGGGUUCAUUUUUGUCGUAUCGGCGGCCUAUUUCUUCCUGAGGAAUAAGCACAACUACUGGAAGGACAAUGGGAUCCCGUACGCCCCGAACCCGCACAUUCUGUUUGGCCAUGCGAAGGGCCAGACCCAGACGAAGCACGGCGUAGAGGUCCAUCAGGAAUGGUAUGAGUACUUUAAGAAGCAAGGAGUGCCGUACGGUGGCAUUAGCCAGUUCAUCGCCCCCGCUCUCAUUGUGCUGGACCCGGACCUAGUGAAGCAGGUCCUAGUGAAGGAUUUCAAUGUGUUCCACGAUCACGGUGUCUUUGUGAAUGAAAAGGAUGAUCCACUAUCGGCCCAUCUGUUUGCGCUGGAGGGCACUCCGUGGCGUUUGUUGCGCCAGAAGCUAACGCCAACGUUCACGUCGGGGCGUAUGAAGCAAAUGUUCGGUACGAUCUGGGAGGUGGGCCAGCAUUUGGAGAAGUUUAUGCUGGAAAACCACCGCCAGCCGGAGGUGGAGAUGAAGGAUAUCUUGGGGCGCUUCACGACGGAUGUGAUCGGGACGUGUGCGUUCGGGAUCGAGUGCAACACGCUCGACAAUCCGGACUCGGAUUUCCGAAAGUACGGCAACAAAUCGUUCGAAAUCAACCCGAUGAUUAUGUUCAAGUUUUUCCUCGCAUCGGCCUACCCCAAGCUUAUCCGUGCGCUCAAGAUGAAGAUCACGUUCGACGAUGUGGAGAGCUUUUUCCUCGGAAUUGUGCGUGAAACGGUGGCAUAUCGUGAGAAGAACAAUGUGAAGCGAAACGAUUUCAUGAAUCUGCUGCUGCAGAUCAAGAACAAGGGGAAGUUGGACGAGAACGACAACGAGGUCGUCGGUAAGGGUGAGGUUGGCAUGACGAACGAAGAAUUGGCGGCCCAGGCGUUCGUGUUUUUCAUCGCCGGAUUCGAGACUAGUUCGACCACGCAAAGUUUCUGUCUGUACGAGCUGGCGAAGAAUCCGGACAUCCAGGAGCGAUUGCGUGAGGAGAUCAACCGUGCGAUCGGCGACAAUGGUGGUCAAGUGACGUACGAUGUGGUUAUGGGCAUCCAGUAUCUGGAUCAAGUUAUCAAUGAAACGCUUCGAAAGUAUCCGCCCGUUGAAGGACUGAACCGUGUAGCGGACGUCGAUUAUACCAUUCCCGGAACGAAGCAUGUCAUUCCGAAACGCACACUGGUUCAGAUCCCGGUGUACGCCCUUCAAAACGAUCCCGACUUCUUCCCCGAUCCGGAACGGUUCGAUCCGGAACGGUUCCACCCGGAAGAGGUAAAGAAACGGCAUCCUUAUGUGUUCCUACCGUUCGGUGAGGGACCACGCAUCUGCAUCGGACUACGUUUUGGGCUGAUGCAGACGAAGGUGGGCCUGAUUACGCUCUUGCGCAAAUUCCGGUUCUCACCCUCAGCCAACACUCCGACCAAGGUGACCUUCGAUCCGAAAAUGAUCACCCUUUCGCCAAUAAACGGAAACCAUCUGAAGGUGGAGCUGUUGUAGUGAA